Messenger RNA from Ixodes scapularis (black-legged tick), 2279 nucleotides. RefSeq names its product DNA damage-regulated autophagy modulator protein 1. Bases 140 to 961 code for a protein of 273 amino acids. The transcript is spliced from 6 exons. NCBI's taxonomy places the organism in Eukaryota, Metazoa, Arthropoda, Arachnida, Ixodida, Ixodidae. The record is from RefSeq and is a predicted model, not a curated record.
CGUUGCCCGGUGCCGAUAACGGCAUGUCGCUUUUCCUAUCAAUUGUCACUCUGUACGACCGUACGACGCGGUCUACAGACCGCCUGCGCAAGAGCGUUCAGCGUCUGUUAGGCUUAGCUCCACGGCGGAUGCUUCCGAAAUGACGACGCUCGUGUGCAUGGGCAUCGGUUGGAUACCGUCUUUGGUCGGAAUCUGCCUGAUUGCGGCAGCGCUUUUGUCGUACGCGUGGGCUGCACUCACCGGAGCUGUGACCAUUUACGCUCCAUACAUCAGCGAGGCCGGUGCAUCUCCGCCGCAGAGUGGACUGUUCAGUCUCCUUCUCUUCGUUGCGUCAGUAUGGGGAUGCAUCACGAUGGUCCUCAGAUUCGUGGUGAUUCGCGACCUGAACCGGGAAUGCAGGGAGCUGAUCCGGGUUCUCAACGCGGUGUCCCUCGUUGUGGGACUUCUCGCCGUGCUCGGCAAUCUGAUCGUCGCUUCAUUUCCGGUCCUGACGACCAAGACCAUCCACAACGUCGGUGCUUACGCCAUGUUCUUUAACGCCGUGGUGUACAUGAUCCUCCAGACGGGGCUGACGUGUUGUCUCUGCCCUGACCACUACAGCAAAGCCAUGGUGUGGCUCAGGCUAUUCCUUUGCGUCUUGGCCGUCUUCGCCGUGAUCUUCACCGCUUGUUUACAGUAUAUUGGAGAAGCAUUGUGGAGCACUGAAGAGGCGGAACAUCCGAAGCACUUGCGCGUCCCUGGCGACCCCGGCUUCCGUGAGCUGACGCUGAGCUCGCUGGGUGAAUGGCUGCUCGUGGGCUGCUUCUUGGCGUUCUUCUUCACCUUCUCUUUCGAGUUCAGGCGCGUAGCGCUCACCGUCGACGUGUUCCCGCUCGUUCACCACAUGGACGAACGCAUCGAGGUCACCAGGCUCAGAUUUGAGGAGGCCAAACCGCUGCUCAGCUACUCUUCUUCCCUGUGAUCGCCUGGCAGUGGGACCACGGGAACAGAAACGGAAUAGACGCGAUGACGAUCCAAACGGCGAAGAGUGUAGCGGCGGUCAGCAGCGAGUCCUUGUGGGGCUCCUCUCACGACAUCGACCACAAACACAAUGUCGGACCUCGUUAACUGUCUCCCGAACGGUUGUCGCCUCGUACUUUAAAGGUAUUUUAAAAUCUCUUACGACGAGACAACAUGCUGGCUCGCUGGUGACAUCUAUGCGGUGACCCUGGAACAACAUUUCAGCAGAGCGAGCGAACGUUUUGCAGGGUCAAAUGUACGUACUACUAUGAGAAGUGGUCGUUUAUAACACUGACAAAAGUUUUUCAAGCCAAGAAAGACCGAACGAUGCGCGAAAGAAAUAGAAAAUCGCAGGUACGCUAGCUGAAAGAAGAGCAAGCGCGCUAACGAACUGAAUACUUGACGUAAACGCCCCUAAAACAGAAAAGUAAAGGAAAAAUAAUAGAAAAAGGGGAACUCCACGCCGUCUCCGAGCACAUUCUAGUGCGGAGGAACGCGGUCUUCCAUGUUAUUCUAACACCCUCACCUUUCGUGCCGACCUUUUGGAACCUGUGCAAUAUGUCGCCGGCUCUGCGGAAUGGCCUACCGUUUACGUGGUACAGCGAACAAAGUGGGACAUUUGCGCGGACAGACAAGCGAUUUUCACGUUUUAUACACAUUAUAAUUUCACGUCAUUACUAAUGUCUCACCUUAGAAAGAGUUGUGUCGUCUGCCAAAUGGCUGGUCUUAAUUCACUCUUAUGAGGUCGAUAAACGGAUCGAGGAUUUCGCGUAACAUUGUAGGAAUUGCGAAACGCUUGAAGUUCUUGUGACUAAAGAUCCGCACUGCCUGCCAUGCCUCAAAAAAAAAAAAAAGAAAGGAAAAAAUAUGAGAAUUAUUUUUGUCAUGCAAUUGGCUCUCAAGCUUGGGGUACCGAAAUACUAGAUUUACAUCGAAUAUCCUCGUAGAGCUACUGCAUGUGACAAUCUUUAGGUAUUAGACUAACUUAUUUCUUUAUAUCAUAGACACUCACUGGGAUACGAGUAUUGAAAAUGUGCACUGCGUCGGGUUAAAUAAACUUCUUGUAUACUGUCUUUUGUUCUCCGUGAUGCUCUAAAGCUUUUUUUAGUUUUCUUUUUUUUUUUAUUCUUGCGCUGAUCCCAUAAUUGGGCAGUUGUGUCUGAACUCAGUUUUCUUUUUUUAAAGUGUGCUGUUGGAAAUAAUUAUCAACGAUGUCUAAUAAAACAUGUGCCCGGUGAAUGCUCCCGCUAUGAAUCUUUGAUAUAUAAAGCGUACAAACA